Rosa chinensis is the source of this 2925-nucleotide messenger RNA. RefSeq names its product probable secreted beta-glucosidase adg3. The transcript is spliced from 9 exons. Gene Ontology annotation, biological process: protein transport. The record is from RefSeq and is a predicted model, not a curated record. Lineage: Eukaryota; Viridiplantae; Streptophyta; Magnoliopsida; Rosales; Rosaceae. Gene Ontology annotation, molecular function: aminoacylase activity. The coding region runs from base 148 to 2925 and encodes 925 amino acids.
CUCCCCCUCCCCCGCCGCGCUCUCGGUAUCCCGCGGCCGCCGGCGUCCCCGACGCCCGCCAAUGUCGAGAACCACAUCCGGCGGUCGCGGGCAUCGUGGCGCCAAUACGUGGCCGAGCAGCACUACCGGAGGGUUUGGUUUGUGACGAUGGCUUUUGCCCCUGACCCGGGCUAUCAGGCCCUCAGCAAAGGCUUGGACAUUAUACAACAGCCAUCUGAAGCCGAAGCCGGGCAUCAGGAGUCUUUGGAGAAACGUAUUGCUGAAGAAUGGAUGCCUUCUUCACGGAACAUGACAUAUAUGCUUGCGCAGUUCAAGCAGAAGGUUUCUAUGCUUGAUAACUCUGGGAAGCCAGUCCUUGCAUCAACUGACAGUUCAAACCCCUGGUGCGCCCUGCUAGAAGAAGUGGUCAGUAAAGCUUACGGAACACUUGGUAAGCCUGAGAUUUGUCCUGCUUCAACAGAUGCUCACUAUUUCCAGCUACAAGGCUUGCCAGCAAUUGGAUUCUCUCCUAUGGCCAACACUCAUUUUCUGCUCCAUGACCAUAACGAGGUCGUGGCUGUUGGAAGAUUCCAAAAUGGUGGUGCAUUCAACGUUAUUCCAGAUUCUGCUGAACAAAGGGUUGAAGAGGUUGAACAUGUCGUAAGGGAAGAGAAGUUGAGGGAAGCAUAUGAGCUUAUCGAGAUAUAUUGCGAACUUAUUGCAGCACGAUUGCCAAUGUUUGAGUCGCAGAAGAACUGCCUAAUUGAUCUGGAGGAAGCAGUAUCAAGUGUAAUUUUUGCGAGGGGACCUACUAAUGUCCAAGUUCCUCCUAAUAGUAGCAUGGCCAAUAAAGCUCAUGUGGAAGCUCCCCUGAUUGCAAGAUCAUCACCUCGCUUGGAGGAUUCUGCUUCUACAAAUGUUUCUGCCAACAAAGCAACCACAUCUACCACAUUUCAUCCAGAAACGAUAUCCUCAGGAAGUGAUCGAAUGGAAAUGCAUGGGGAUGAUAAUUCUUCGGGCAGGCAGAACUGGAAUAUGCAAUUUAAGGCUAGUUUAGAUCCUUGGAGUUUUGAGCAAAAGAGAGAUGAGGUACCAUUCAAGUCCGUUUCACCAUUACGUUCUUCAUCAGUGCAGCACUCCCUCCCCAUCUUUUCUGAAGGUUUGACAGGUUCUACAGUCCCUUCGGAACCAAAUGACUUCGUGCCUGUUACUUUUGAUGCUUCAGAUGGCCCAAGUUCAGACAGUGAGGAGGAGUUGGACACGUCUAUGCUUGUCCUGAGCAAAGAUUCUAAAUUUUCUCAUGAGAAGACUGUUCAAUCCAUAAAUUCGGGAAAGAGCCAGAGUGCAAGCCACAGGUCAUUAGCAUCUUCAUCCUCUGAUGAGGUACAUCCUGAGAGAACCCCGGGAAUUGAAUAUAGUGUUUUCUCAGAUAAAAGGUUUGAUGAUGAUGAAUUGCCCGGCAGUGAACCAUCUCCGAGGCUGAAAAAAUCUGGAUUAGAUACAAGUGCCAAGGAUGAUUUAUCUCAAACAGAGAAAGACAGUGAGGAAUGUAGUUGUGUAAGUGAUACUGACAAUGAGUUGUUGGCCUUUGGGGUCUUGAAAGGUGGCCUUCGGAACAAGGGUUAUAGGCAUCCACCAUAUAAUCGGAAUCCAUCAGGCAAUGCUUUUUUGGGCAAACAAAUUACUCAAGAUACUCCAACAGUCAGGACUUCCGAUGUUUCUCAUACGUCUAUUGAAGAGCCAUAUAGCCGGAAAGGGAGCACUAAGCUAAAUAAGGAACAAAGCACUAAAACCCCAGUCACACAUGUCACUCCUGAUGAUGAUUCGUCAGAGGAUGAACUCUCACAUGAAACUCUAAGCAGUAGUCGCCAAGACCUGUACAAUCAGAAAUUGGUCAAUCGAGUAGUACAUGAUGAUUCUUCAGAGGAUGAACUCUCACAUGAAACUCUUAGCAAUAGUCGCCGAGACCCGUCCCAUCAUAAAUCGGUAUCCCAAGGAAAGACGAGCUCAACGUCUGCAUUUUUCUUUAAUUCAGAGGAUAGUGAGGCUGAGGAAGAUGUUCCUAGAAAGAUUUCCACCACCAUUGCUCGUCCAAGUUCAAAAUUUUCUAGAAGGACACAACCCUCUUCUACAAAUUCUGUUAGAAGUUCUAGCAUAGGGACAACAGUUGUUCCUGAUGCACCACGGACUUCAGACUAUGGAAAAUCCUCUUCAAGAAGUUCCAAUGACGCUGAAACUCUACCAGAGCCCUCAAGAAGUCAGGAUUGGCAGAGACCUAUAGAACAAACAAGUUCUUAUUCAAUUCCAGAAUCCAAGAAGACUGGGACAUCAGUCAAUGGAAAUUCCUCCUCAAGAAGUUCUUAUGCCACUGAAACUCUACCAAGUGCCUCAUCCCAGACCAAGCGCUCAGAACGUUUGCCAAGUCAGGAGUGGCGUAGACCAGUAGAACAAGCAGCACCUAAACCAAUACCAGAAUCUAAGAGGUCCUCGCGUGUGGAGACUUCAAACUCAUUUGCAAGGGAGGAAUCAUCCAAUACUCCAAUGACUGUAAGAUCAGAGAGAACUGAAGCUACUGAAACUUCAAAGUCCUCGGGUUCAAAGUCAUUUGGAAGAGAACAAUCAUCUAAUCCUCCAAAGAUUGAAAUAUCAGAAAGCAGCGAAAGUUCAAAGUACUCAGGUUUUAAGUCAUUUGCAAGAGACCAGUCGUCCAAUCUUCCUGCAAUGGUUGUAAGAUCACAGAGAACUGACCCUUCAAAUUUCUCUCCUCCAAAGUCAUUUACAAGGGACCAAACUUCCAAUCCUCCUCCAAAGAUUGUAAGAUCGGAGAGCGCUGAAACUCCGAAGUCCUCUUCUUCAGUGGGGAAGGCUUCUCAUGUCCACCCGAAGCUUCCCGACUCUGAUGACUUGUCUGUCAAGUUUACAGCCCUCAAGCAGAAUCGACAAUAG